AUAAAGUGUAUCAAAAAUAUGUAAAUAUAAAGUUACAAAUACAUUUUUCAUAAGCCAUUACAUUGGAGAUAUGUCAAGAUGGCCGAAGAAAGUCCGGGAUAAACAUUUUAACACAUAAGAACAACUUGCGAAAACAAGAUGGCACAUGAGCUACAUUUAAAGAACAACAAAUACCGGCAGUGGGUUAAGGCAGGCCUAGGUUUGGGUUAUCUUAAAGAGGGACUUGCACCAUUUUGUGAUGACAUAGGAAGACAGCAGCACAAAGAUAUCAUAAACGUAAUACAACAAACAAAGGCUCCUCAACCAAAUGUACCAUGUGGCGUCUGUCAGAUAACAACUCUCCAGCCAGACCAUGUCCGAGUAUCAAAAGGGAUAUGUCCCCUCAGACAAGAUAAAUGUAACUGUUGCUUUCCAAAUAAUAAGAACCAAUGUCCGAACAACGUAUGUGGUGCCAUCUAUGACAGCAUUAUACAGAGUCAUGCAUCACAACCACCAGCACCGUUUUGGAAAAACAGUGAUGCACAACAGUGGUCAACAGACCCAUGGAGCGUAUGCAAAUGUUUUAUAAAUGCUCCUGGGUACAAGGACAAGACAUCAGCAGUCGACACUGAUUGUACAGGAUUGCUUCAUGUUAUCAUAAAUAACACAUAUUUUCAUAGUCAUAUUGCAUGCAAUGUUACAGGACCAAGCAAUCUUUUUUCAAAGGUACGUCAGUAUCGAAAUGAAAUUUUUCACUCAAGCAGUAUGGAAUUAGAGGAGAGUAAGGCUAAUUCAUACAUCGAAGACAUGAUAGUUGUUCUAAAAGACGGUAAAAAGCUUGUUCAUCGACAAGAUGCACAACAAGCUGUUAGGAAACUUCAAGAUCUGAAGAAAAAGGAAUUCAUUAUCACUACUGAAGACUUUGAAGAAAUCCUGACACAAAUCAAAGAAGAAAUGAGAACAGAAAAUGCUACAACUAAAGCGGAGUAUAUGGAGCUCAAAAAUAAAUUAACUGAACUUAAAGCACAGAUGUUGGAAGCUCAGAAAGAACGUACAGAAUUGAAAAGAAAAUUUACUGUUCUUGAAACAGAGCAAAAAGAGGAGGCAAAAAGAGUCAAAGAAGAAGGUGUUCAACAAAAAAAGUUAGAAUAUGAAAAGGCUAAAUCAGGUUGUCGUACUCAAUUAAUAGAACAUUAUCGCAGUGAUGUACUUAAAGUAUCAGCAAUACCUUUACAGCCUGAAGAGGAAAUAUGUAAUUUCAGUGACGUUUAUAUAAGACCCACUAUAACAAGCAUGAUUGAAAUGAGCAGAGGGCAGUCUUUGCAAAAAGAAAUACAGUUCAUGUCAGAGAUUUUCUCAAAGAACGGGGAUCCACAGAAAUUUGUUUAUGUUGUUGGAGAUGCAGGGUCUGGUAAGAGUAGUUUUUGUAAAUAUUUGAUCAAUUGUUGGUGUAUGGCACACAGUGAUGGACUUAAUGAAGGUGAUGAAUUUGAAGGAGUCAAGGAAAUGAAGAAAUUCGAUUUUAUGUUUUAUAUUUCUCUUAGACAUAACGUAAAGAAUCGAAGUAUCCAAGAAAUGCUUGAAACGCGAUAUGAUAAGAUAAAAAUUUUAAGCAAUCUUCUGAAAAAUGAUUCUGAAAAGAUAAUUAUUUUGCUUGAUGGUUUAGAUGAGUGGUCUUUUGCCAGUGAGACUAGGAAUGAGUUCCAGGGAGGCCUUCCUGAACGUGACUUUACAAAGAAAUACACCAUUGUUACUACAUCACGGCCAUGGAAAAUUCACAGUUUGAGAGUAAGUAAUAGAGAGAUUCAUCAAUUAUUGAAAUUAAAAGGGUUUGAUGAAACACAUGAACAAGAAAUGAUUAAAAAAACAAUAACAGCAUUGAACGAAUCAUUAGAUCCUAGUGAGUGUGAACAAAAGCUUAAGGUACAAUCUCUUGUUGGCCUGAAACAGGUACCGAUAAUGCUGCAGCAAUUGGUUUGUCUAUGGUGUGAUGGUAAACUAGAUAAAACCUCAAGGUGUGCUACUUAUACUGGUAUGUUAGAACUUUAUUUCACCUGGAAUAUCAAUAAAACUUUAGGAAAUAAUACAGAAUGUAUGGAAAGUUCUCAGAAUAUUGAACUCCCUCAGUAUUUAACAGAUGUAGAGAUUUGCAGAUUAAAUGGCCAUCUUAUAUAUGGCGUGUCGCACCUGGCUUAUGAGACAUUGUUCAAUUAUCCGAAGGAUAAGUCCUUAACAUUUGACAAAUCUGUGUUUGAUGAUUUGAAAAUAUCACAAAAAGUGCGAGAAACAUGUCUGAAACUGGGAAUUUUAACAGAAGAUAAAUGUCCUUCUUUAUCUGUAUCUAAACCGAAAUGCUCAUCUAUCUCUUUCAUUCACAAAUCAAUGCAAGAAUUUCUGGCUGCAGCGUAUAUUGGUAUCACAUUCAAUGCAACAAAUGGUUUGUCAGAUAGUACAGGAAAUGUUGAAUUUGCUAAAAAGUUUAUGAAUGAGGUUUUUCAGAAAUGUUCAACACUAAAUGACCUAUUAGAACAGUCAAAUGUCAUCAUUAUGCUAUGUGGUCUAGAGCCUAGAUUAGCAACACAUGUUUCAAAGUACAUAUAUGAUACUGUGUCAGAAGACUCUGGUGUUCAGGAAUCCAGAAAAACAGUAUGGCGUGAAGAACCAUGUUUUAUUGAUUCUGAUCAAAAGUUUAUGUUUGAGUCAAUGGAAGAAUUAAAUGCAUCAUGUAGUAUAGGAAGUAAUACUGUAUUUUAUAUAGGAGAUUUGGUCAUUGAUAGUCGUCAGUAUUGUGAUAUUGUUUGUUCAGGUAUUGAUCAGAAACAAAUUGUUCCCGACUCUGUUUUGUCUAUUACGGUAGAAGAUUUGAACUCACACAAUUUUAGAUUUACAAAAUAUUUACCAAUGUUUCAUCACCUUGAAAGAAUUACAAUAUAUUAUGGAUAUGAAUCACAAAGCUUUAGUACACAAAGUCGUAGUACAAAGAGUAAUGAACAGAUGAUUGGUGAGAUAAAUCAAUGUGUUUGUGAGACAAUUAAAGUAAACACGUUAACAUUAAAAUCUCUGAGUCUUGAUUUCCAUCCCACUAAAAAGCCGUAUUACCCAGUGUUUAAAACAGUUUUUAGUAACUUACCUAGUAUGAUCAAUCUUGUAGCAAUAAGAAUGAGAAGUAUAACAAUGAGUCAUUAUGCUACUACUAAAUUUUGUAAUUUUCUUGAGAGAACCAGCCAUCUUAAACAAAUAUAUUUUACUGAUGUUAAAUGUAAGUGUAAGAAGCAGCAUGAUGUAAAUUUAUCAAAAUUUCAACAACUUCAGCUCCUUUAUUUGUAUGAUGCUGUUAGUGUGAUAGAUGCUGAUACUACAAAUCUUGAAAAAUUUGUAUUUAUGGAUUUGAAAGAUAGCAAUUAUGAGAAAAUAUUAAAUAUUAUUACAAAAGCUUACACAUUAAAAGAACUUGAAUUGUUUAGAAAUUAUAACAAUAUAUCUCCUUUAAAUCAUACCAACAUAACAAAGAGACUAGUCAGAGCAUUACCAUUGUUACACAAUCUCAGUAAGCUUAGAUUAGAUCAAUGUACUUUAACUGACAAUAUAAUACAGUUACCUUUAGAGAUGAAGAGUUUAAAGUACAUUUUGCUUUUUAUUGUCACAAUGAGUUUGACAACAUGGCAGAAGUUUGUUGAUAGUCUUCCUGGUAUUCCUCAUACUGUAGAUGUGCGUGUACAGCCGUAUUUUAUUACAGCACAUGGUGAGGAGUUUAAUGCAUUGUCAUAUGACGGAUUUAGAGGAGGGAAGGGAAAUUAUGCUAAACAAUAUGUCAAGGAUAAAUAUCAAUUAUUUCAUGUUAGACUUGAUGAUGAUCAUUGUUGUUACUUUUCAACAAAAAAAUGAAAAAAGGUAUUAUAGCAUAGUAUUUAAUCUAAAUUAUUUUAUGUUAAAAGGUACACUAAUUGUUUUUAUAUUUCCAUCAAAAAUGUGAUACUUAUGACAAGAAAUUAUUAAGAAGUUAGAGAAUAAUUAUUUCAUGACUGUAAAAAUAGAUAUAAAUCAUCCGAAAUAUUCAAAGUGUUAAUAAUGAUUUCUGGUCAUUUCAACAUUUUUUGAGUAUUUAAAUAUUAAAAUUGAAGAAAGUAAUAUUAAGAUUUUGUUUACAAAUAAUGAAAAACAUGCAUUGAAAUAUAAUAGAUAUGUUGAUCUUAAUUAAGGUAAAGGUUUUUGUUAAAGAUCAUGGAUAGUUUGUUAGAAAAUAAUGAUAUGAAAAUGUAAUGUUCUAAUAAUAUUGCAUGAAAACUGUCUAGAUAAAAAUGUUAAUAAAUUAAGGGGUAAAUUUCAAAAAAAAUAUCAUAAGACAGAUGUUUAAUGUACUAGGUCAGAAGAAGUAAAAUAUUAAAUGUAACAUGCAAAUACCAGUUAUUUAAAAUAUAUAUAUGGCAAAGGAAUGGUAUAAAUAGAUACAAGUUAUAUGAUAUAUAGUAUGAGGAAAUGAUAUAUAUGAUUUCCAGUUAUUUGAUUAAUAGGACAAGCAAACGGUAUAUUAAGUAAAUACCUGUAAUAUGACAUAUACAUGUAGGACAAUGGAAUGAUAUGAAUAAUGAUAAGUUAUAUGAUAUAUAGUACAAGGGAAUAGUAUUGAUGAAUACCAGUUAUAUGAUGAAUGGGACUAGGGCAGGGGAGUUUUUUAUAUAAAUAUAUGAUAAUAUAGGACAAGUGAAUGUUAUAUAUAAGUACCAGUUAUAUGAUGAAUAGGACAAAGGAAUAGUAUAAAUUAAUAGCAAAUAUAUGAUAUAUAGGACAUGGGAAUGGUAUAUAUUUAUACCAGUUAUAUGAUAUAUAGGACAAGGGAAUGUUUUAUAUAAAUACCAGGUAUAUGUUUAAUAGGACAAGUGAAUGAUAUAUAUAUACAAUGUAUAUAUAUAUUUAUGAAUACAAGUUAUGUGAUAUAUAGGACAAGUGCAUGUUUGAAAUAAAUACCAGUUAUAUAAUAUAUUGGACAAGGGAAUGUUAUAUGUGAAUACUAGUUAUAAGAUAUAUAGGACAAGUGAAUGCUAUAUAUGAAAAUUUCAAAUAUAUGAUAUAUAGAACAAUGGGAAAUGUAUAUAUUAUUAACAGAAAUAUGAUUUAUAGAGUUAUUUGAUAUAUAGAACAAGUUAUUUGUACAUAUGAAUUUGCAUAUAUAUGUUUUCAUUAAGACAGGUACCAUAACUUGUUAUGCCCCUUUAAAGAAAAUGUGCCAAGUUUGAUUAGAAUUGAAGCAGUUUUUAUAGUUUUAUAGCAAUUUGAACUAGUAAGGGGAGACUUUUCAAUGAAAACAGACAUUUUUCCAAAUAUGCUAAUGAAGUAAUGGGUUAAGCUCAACUAUUCAACGAAUAUCGAGAGCUAAGUACUAACGCAUUGGCGUGACAUUUAAGUUAUGUUGUUGCUUUUGCAUGCAAGUUGGUUUCUCAAAAAAAUACUGAAGGAGGAAACGAGUUGAAAAACAUAUACAUGUAUAGCAGUUCUGGGCUGUACCUCAGAGAUUACAAAAAGUUAAUCAUUUAUCGGUUACACCUCAGGAAUAUAUACCAUUUUGUGGCUGUCCCUCACAAAACUUCUCGGCUUCCCCUUGGGGAAAUAUACCAGUUCGCGUCUGCCCCUUGGGGGAAAUAUACCAGUAUUGGGCUGCCCUUUUAGGAAAUAUUCCAGUUAUCAGGGGUUUCUAGGGAAAAAACAUGUGUACCAGCUCUUGGCUGCACCUCAGAGAUAUACAUGUAAAUCAUUUAUCGGCUACACUUCAGGAAAUUAUACAAGUUUGUGGCUGCCCGUAAGGUAUAUAUACCAGUUCUCGGCUGCCCCUAAGGUAUAUAUACAAGUUCCCGGCUGCCCCUUUGGGAAAUAUGCCAGUUCUCAGUGACCUUACGGGGAUAUAUACCAGUUCUCGGCUGAAAUAUGUUCCAGUAAAUGACUUCCUUUGGGGGAUAUACCAUUUCCCUUGAUGUCAAUUUCCUCUUGCACAACAACAGCUAUAUGUUAUAAAUUUAUUUAUUACCAUGGUUAUGUAAUGUUUACACUAAAUUUUAAAGUGUUAAUAAGUAUCUGUAAGUCUAUUAUUACUCAGCUGAGCAAUUUAGAUAUGUUUCUUGCAUGUAAACAUAUGUUACACAUAUCUGUUUGUUACAUGUAAUUAUGACUGCAUGUAUCUAGUACAUAUGUAAACAUAUAGUUACAUGUUAAAAUUGUUUAUUGUAUAAUAACAAGCUUUUGCAAUAUUUUUAUGAAAAUAAAAUUAUAUUCUUAAAUAACAAGUAAUGUUAUGUGGCAUGUAACCAUACAUACAUUUAAAACAGUUAUAAAGACCCAUUAAGUCUUAAAACAUGCAGUGACUUUUAUCUUUUUAAACACUUUUAUUUUUUUUUGUCCAAAAAGUUUCUAAUUGGCCAUAAUAUCUGAACCAUCUUUAGUUCCUUUUGCAUUUUAGCAAGUAAUACCGUAAUGAAGAAUAAGUAUUUUAUAUGGAAAUCAAAUAACCAUUUUGUUAAUAUUUUGCUAUAUUUAUCGUAUUUCUUUUCAAACUCCUUUUUUUGUCAGUUGUCAGUUAAUAAGAAUAUCGUUUGUUGUAAAUCUAUUAUUUCAACAUUAUACAACACUUAUUUGCCCUUUUUAGAAAAAUAAAUAUCUAUUCAUUUCUGAGGCGUAAUGUGCCUUGUAACUGUAAAUGUCUAUAUAGUAUAUAAGUAGACAUAAGUAUGGUAACAUGAAAAUUAUGUUAUGAAUAAAUGGUUACUAGAUAUAUGAAUGUUUAUGUGUAUUUUAUGUUUAGAUAUGUUAUGUCUUAUGAACAAAUGCAUCAAACAUGUGUGUUUGUGACUUAGAAUUAUAGAUUAAAAUUAGCAAGUACAAUUGUAAACCUAUGUACAGGAUGACAAAUCUAUACUGUUCAUAUAUAUAUUUUUACAAUUCUAUAUGAAAUUGAUAUAAGUUCUGGUCUGGAAUAUAUUUUGUCAAAUGUACAUUUAUUUUGAACAUUACUGUUUAAAAUUUAAAGGUGUUUAUAAUACUUGUUAGCAUAUAUAAACACUUAGAGCAAUUAACAGUCUUAAAAAUUUUAAAACAAUUAUAUUCACUUAAUAUUGAACUUUGUUUAUUACAAUUAGUGGAUUUUGGAAUUGGAAGUUAAUAAAUGACAUCAAAUAUGUUUCAUUACUUUGCCAUAAGCAAUUUGAUUGUAACUAGAAAUUUAUAUAGUUUUAUUCACUACGAGUAUUACAUGAAUUUAAACUUUGUUAAAAUUUUAUGAUUUUAAAGAAGAAUUGGAAGUUGAUUUGUGGUUUCUUGAUUUUGUUUUAUAUUUUAUAAGCAAUUGUAUUAAUUGAUAAAGAUAUGGAAAUAUAACAUAUGAAAGGAAUUUAAAUAUACACAUGCAAACCUCUAUUCAGACAUUGAUUGACUUAGAUUUUGUAACAUUUCCAACAUUAUGCAUUUUUUUAAACUUGUAAACGUUUGAAUUUUCUCAAUUUAUUUAGAAAAAAAUUAGAAACAAACUAAAACGUAACAUCGUAAUGUUUAAUAUGCUUUACAAUAUUAUGGAUAUAAAUUGUUAUUGAUUAAGAACUAUCGGAACGAAAUACUUCAAAUGGUGGCAUAUAAUAUUAUAUCAGUAUAGAGAAAUGUUAACAAUAUAUAACCUUUAGAUCUUUUCAUAGAAACUUUAAAGAGAAACUUGUUUUGUUUUUUUUGUUUUUUUUUUCUACUGAUUAUGUUAUAAUUGUAAUACAAUGUACUUUUAAAUUAGUAAAAUGUAUUUGUUUGCUUGUUUUGAAAGCAUGAGUGUGUGACUGUUCAUAAUAAAAAAAUUGU
Ruditapes philippinarum (Manila clam) is the source of this 7806-nucleotide messenger RNA. RefSeq lists its product as uncharacterized. Bases 139 to 3864 code for a protein of 1241 amino acids. Lineage: Eukaryota; Metazoa; Mollusca; Bivalvia; Venerida; Veneridae. The record is from RefSeq and is a predicted model, not a curated record. The transcript has 6 exons.